GUGGGUCAGGCUUCCGAAACCUCGGAGCGCGCAGCUCCGUGAACAGCGCCACCAGCGGCGCUGCCGUGCGCCUGCGCGGUGCCGCCUGGGCCGGGCUGGCGGCGCGGGCCCGUUAGCGCGGCAGGAAGCGCCCGGUGCCACCGCCGCUGCGCACCAUGUCGAAGCGCCUGAGGAGCAGCGAGGUCUGCGCCGACUGCAGCGCCCAGGAUCCUUGUUGGGCCUCUAUAAACAGGGGCAUUCUGAUCUGUGACGAGUGCUGUAGCGUUCAUCGAAGUCUGGGGCGUCAUAUCUCUCAAGUGAGACAUCUCAAGCAUACACCAUGGCCUCCAACACUGCUGCAGAUGGUUGAAACGCUGUAUAAUAAUGGUGCUAACUCCAUAUGGGAACAUUCGUUGCUGGACCCUGCCUCUGUUAUGAGUGGAAGGCGCAAAGCUGGCCCGCAGGAUAAAGUGCAUCCCAAUAAAGCAGAAUUCAUUAGAGCUAAGUAUCAAAUGUUAGCGUUUGUUCAUCGCUUGCCGUGCCGUGAAGAUGACAGUGUUACUGCCAAAGAUCUCAGUAAGCAACUCCAUUCCAGCGUAAGGACGGGGAAUCUGGAGACGUGUUUGCGAUUACUCUCCUUAGGAGCCCAAGCCAACUUCUUUCAUCCUGAGAAAGGAAACACCCCGCUCCACGUUGCUGCUAAGGCAGGACAGACUUUACAAGCAGAAUUAUUAGCGGUUUACGGCGCUGAUCCUGGCACACAAGAUUCCAAUGGAAAAACUCCAGUUGACUAUGCAAGACAAGGUGGGCACCAUGAACUGGCAGAUCGCCUGGUGGAGAUUCAGUAUGAACUCACGGACAGGUUGGCUUUCUACCUCUGUGGCAGGAAACCGGAGCACAAAAAUGGACAGCACUUUGUUAUACCUCAGAUGGCAGACAGCAGUCUAGAUUUAUCAGAACUUGCAAAAGCAGCAAAGAAGAAGCUUCAGUCUCUAAGCAACCACUUAUUUGAAGAACUUGCCAUGGAUGUGUAUGAUGAAGUUGACAGGAGGGAAACAGAUGCAGUUUGGCUUGCUACUCAGAAUCACAGCACACUUGUGACAGAGACCACGGUGGUCCCUUUUCUUCCUGUAAAUCCCGAAUAUUCCUCAACUAGGAAUCAGGGAAGACAGAAAUUGGCUCGAUUUAACGCCCAUGAAUUUGCUACGCUAGUUAUAGAUAUUCUAAGUGAUGCCAAACGAAGACAACAGGGGAAUCCUCUCACUGGUUCGAAAGAAAAUGUGGAACUGAUACUCAAAUCCAUCAGCAAUCAACAUAGUAGUGAAAGUCAGGAUAAUGACCAGCCUGAUUAUGACAGCGUUGCUUCAGAUGAAGAUACAGAUCUGGAAACAAAUGCAGCGAAAUCAAACAGACAGAAGAGCCUGGAUUCGGACUUGUCCGAUGGCCCAGUGACAGCCCAAGAAUAUAUGCAGGUUAAAAAUGCCUUGGUGGCUUCUGAGGUGAAGAUUCAGCAGUUAAUGAAAGUGAACAUCAACCUGAGCGACGAGCUGAGGGUCAUGCAGAAAAAGCUUCAAACACUGCAGAGUGAAAAUUCCAGCCUCAGAAGACAGGCCACGACCAAUAUCUAUCAGGUCCAAAGUGGUUCUGAGUACACAGACCCGACCAACAAUUCCUCUUUAAAGCGGCGACCGUCUGCGCGGGGCAGCAGACCCAUGUCCAUGUACGAGACUGGCUCGGCUCAGAAACCCUACCUGCCCAUGGCAGAGGUGACGUACCCCGAGGAAAGCAUAACGAGACUGCAGCCUUUCCCUCCACACAUCGGGAGGAGUGCGUUUGUGACCUCCUCUUCAUCUCUACCUUCCUUCCCCUCCACGCUUUCCUGGUCAAGGGAUGAAAGCACACGAAGGACCUCGAAGCUGGAGAAGCAGAGCAGCGUGUCUGAGAGCGACUAUGACAACCCCCCCACCCCGCUGGAGCUGGAGGAGACGGGGUCAGGCAGGAAGGGCCGGCAGAGGAGCGUCAUCUGGCAGGGCGAGGGAUCCAUCCCUGAAGACACCAACACAGCCCCCAGCUCCAGUUUGCCCAGUACGGAAGAUGUGAUUCGGAAAACCGAGCAGAUCACUAAGAAUAUUCAGGAGCUGCUGCGAGCAGCACAGGAGAACAAGCAUGACAGCUAUAUACCAUGCUCCGAGAGGAUACACGUGGCAGUGACGGAGAUGGCAGCCUUGUUCCCAAAAAAACCUAAAUCAGAGCUGGUAAGGACUUCUUUGCGCCUGCUGACAUCUAGUGCCUACAGACUCCAAUCCGAGUGCACAAAAACCCUUCCCGUGGAGACGUGCCCCACGACGGACAUCCAGCUGGUGACGCAGCAGGUGAUCCAGUGCGCCUACGACAUCGCCAAGGCUGCCAAGCAGCUGGUCACCAUCACCACCAAAGAGAACAACAACUGAGUCACGCUUGGCUGCUUAAUAUUUUUUUUUUAAAGGUUGAAUUUCAAACAGAGGUGUGGAACUAUUCAAAUUUUUAUGAGGAAAAACUAAAGGGGCAAGAAACUUUUUUUUUUAAAAAAACCUCAGUAUUACUUUUGCAUGUUUUCUAACAAUUUUAUGAUUAAUUUAACCCACUGCCUUAUCUCGUGCCUGUGUUGCCAGUUUAGUUACAGAUAAUAGCAUGUUGCGAGUAGCUGUUGAGCCAUCGUUAUCACCUACCAGCGCUGUACCAAGCUCUCUAGAUGUUUCCUUGGGGCCACGUUCUGCUUUCUGAUGUUUCUUGCCAAACUCCCACUGAAACCAGCCGCACGUGUGGGAGGAUGGAAUCUCAGCUCUGUCCGGCCUGGAGCCUCGUGCCGUGAAAGCUGCAGCGAAGUGGGCUCUGAAGGCUCCGGGACGGAACUGCCGCCCAGCAGGAAAAAGGUUGUAGUCCCGCUAAUGGAGUGCAAACCAAAUAUUAUCUGUUCCCAUAUCAACCGUUGUGCAAUAAUAAUGUUUUUUAGUCUGCUAAAACAAUAGUAGUUGUGGGCAUCCGAGCUUAUUACAUGUAACUAUACAAGGUCUUUGUCACUUUAUGUUUUGGAAGGAAUUUGAAACUUAAUAGUUAUUUCUUUUAGUUGUCACUAUGCCAUUAAUAUAUGUUUGAUGUUACUUUAGGGCAUUAGUGGUUAAAAUAUUAUCCUUUGUUUCUGAUUUAGUAAUUCAUGCUUAAGAUUCCUACAGAAUUUUACUGUCAUCUUCAAGGCACCAUCUUGUUCGCAGCAGCAUUGCUUAGUAACUCAAGAUGCAAUUUCAAUAAAGAUUUCUGUGAUAAUUAAAAAGGCAGAAGAGUGCCAGUGCAAAAGCAGCUGUGCCUGCCAUAGCGUAUAACCUCUGUACCUCAACAUAUCCAAAUGUGAAAGGAUUUCUGAUACCUAGUAAGUUUAUGUAAGUCUUUCAAAAUAUCUUACAGGCUACAGGUGGACUAACCCACGCUAGGCUGCCUCAGAGGGCGGCAGGUGACAAGAAUCUGCGUGUUUCAGGUUUUUUCAACCAAAGUUCAGUGAUUUGCUGUUUGUAUGUGGGUAUGAACACUAAGUGCCAUGACAGUGCUGGAUUGUUGUGUUGGAAUUCGCUCUCUUUUUAAAGUCGUGCAAGUUUGAGGGCGCGAGUAGAUGACAACCCAGUAAAUCACUGUUUUUCAUUGUGGUUUUUUUCCAUUUCCUUUUUGCACUUCUGAAUUCCAGAACUGUCUUUAAACUCCCAGCAAUGCAGAGAGGCUGGGACCAGAUCUGCAAAACGACAUUUGUAAAACCUGCUUCCAAAUUAUGCUCCUUGCAAUUUAAAUACAUUGGUAUAUUCUAGGAACUUUUCCUGAAAUCAGCAUCAUUGGAAGGCAGGGGAUGGUAUUUUUCAGUCUGGGGGGACACCAUUGUGUGCUUUUCUUUACCAUAUCUUACCUGAUUUCCAAAGGGUAACACCGAGUGAUGAUCUAAGUUAUCAGUUGUUUAAACUUGCCUCUGUACCAAAACAAACGGAUGCUGUGAUAACUGCUGGUGCUUGUUCUGGCUACCCAAGCAUUGGGUUUUAAAUUAACCCUUUACUUUGUUGGAAGGCCUGGCUGUGAAAAUGUGGCCAGCCUUUCACUUGAGUUCUAUUCUGUCACUUAAACAGCAUUUCUGGUCGAUGCCCCAUCCCCAAAUACAGGUGUGUUUGAGGUUGGUUAUGGUCACACUGUGUCAUCGCUCCAGAACGUUCUCAGUAAAAGAGGAGAGGCCUGAGCUCUUCUCAGAAGCAGCAGAGUGGUUCAGAACCAGCGGUGGAACUGAGGAGCGUGUAGAUGAGCCCUCGAGUCACACAGCACUGUGGGUCAGAACAUUUGUAAUACCUGAAACAACAAUGGUGGUUUUUUCUUUUAGGGCUAAUCUCCUCUUUUUCCCUGUAAACAAACUUGCCCUUUCUUUACAAAAUGCUGCAUAGGAAAGUAAACAUUUUUUUUUGCCUUUUUCCAAAACUUGUAUUUAUCAGUGUCAGUCUGUCUGUACAAUAUUUUGACUUUUUUGUUUACUGUAUUAUUAUAAAAUGCUAAAACCCUC
This is a messenger RNA of Columba livia (rock pigeon), 4543 nucleotides long. It is a transcript of the gene GIT2, whose product is annotated as GIT ArfGAP 2. Gene Ontology annotation, cellular component: synapse. The record is from RefSeq and is a predicted model, not a curated record. NCBI's taxonomy places the organism in Eukaryota, Metazoa, Chordata, Aves, Columbiformes, Columbidae. The transcript has 20 exons. Bases 156 to 2429 code for a protein of 757 amino acids. Gene Ontology annotation, biological process: regulation of ARF protein signal transduction; brain development; synaptic vesicle recycling. Gene Ontology annotation, molecular function: GTPase activator activity; small GTPase binding.